This is a messenger RNA of Olea europaea var. sylvestris, 1956 nucleotides long. RefSeq names its product triose phosphate/phosphate translocator, chloroplastic-like. The coding region runs from base 257 to 1480 and encodes 407 amino acids. The record is from RefSeq and is a predicted model, not a curated record. The transcript is spliced from 12 exons. Gene Ontology annotation, molecular function: antiporter activity. Gene Ontology annotation, cellular component: membrane; Golgi apparatus. NCBI's taxonomy places the organism in Eukaryota, Viridiplantae, Streptophyta, Magnoliopsida, Lamiales, Oleaceae. Gene Ontology annotation, biological process: transmembrane transport.
UGGACAGAAUAACUCUAAAUUUUGUUUAAAAAUGACAUCCCAAUUAUAGAAUUUACGUUUGUUUAUGAUAAUGAAUCCUUCGACUUUGGCAUCUCCGCUUCUAAGCUAAACUAGUCCUUGGUGUCAACGUAAGAUACUUUUGUUUCUGUAUGUUUUCUCUUAUUUAACUUCAAAAUUUUCAACUCGAGAUUAAGAAUGACUCUUUUUAUUGUUCUCCAAUAAAGUUUUGUAUCAAUUGUUUUUUCUUUCUUUUUCAAUGGCUUCAAUCUCAAAUUUGACUCAGUUUUCACUUCAAAAAUCAAGAUUUUCAAGUUUACAUACAAGUAGACAAGUUAUUUCAAGAGCCCAUCACUUAGAAUUUUCUCCAAAAAAGAUUGAAUCUUUUACAGCACCAGUAAAAUUUGCUGGAAAAUCACUGGGAAUUUCAGGGCUGAAUCAUAUAUUGAAGCACCGUGAAUCUUGUAUUGCAAAAGCUGCAGCAGCUGAUGCAGAGGGUCAUGAGAUUGAAAUUUCUAGUGGGUCUUCUAAGAGCUUUGCACAGAGAUUUCCAGCUCUUGUUACUGGAUUCUUUUUCUUUACAUGGUACUUCCUGAAUGUUAUAUUCAAUAUACUUAACAAGAAGGUCUAUAAUUAUUUCCCAUAUCCAUAUUUUGUCUCAGUUGUGCAUCUUCUAGUCGGAGGGGUAUAUUGUCUUCUCAGCUGGGGUGUUGGCCUACCAAAACGUGCCCCGAUUGACAAGGAGCUCUUAGCACUCCUCACUCCGGUAGCAUUUUGUCAUGCUCUCGGACAUGUCAUGUCAAAUGUAUCGUUUGCAGCUGUCGCUGUAUCUUUUACACAUACCAUCAAGGCCUUAGAGCCAUUCUUCAAUGCUGCUGCUUCUCAGUUCAUUUUAGGCCACCAAAUACCAUUUUCCUUGUGGCUGUCCUUGGCCCCGGUUGUGAUUGGUGUGUCCAUGGCAUCACUGACGGAACUUUCAUUUAACUGGACUGGUUUCAUUAGUGCAAUGAUUUCGAACAUUGCAUUUACUUACAGAAGUAUUUAUUCGAAGAAAGCCAUGACGGGAAUGGACAGCACUAACGUGUACGCAUACAUUUCAAUAAUAGCUCUCCUGUUUUGCCUCCCACCCGCUAUAUUGAUUGAAGCUCCUCAGCUGAUGCAGUAUGGAUUCAAGGAUGCAAUUGCUAAAGUUGGCCUGAACAAGUUCUUGUCCGAUCUUUUCUGGAUUGGAAUGUUCUAUCAUUUGUACAAUCAGGUAGCCACAAACACUUUGGAAAGGGUUGCACCUCUUACACAUGCUGUUGGUAAUGUGUUGAAGCGAGUUUUCGUGAUCGGGUUCUCAAUUGUGGUAUUUGGCAAUAGAAUCUCCACACAAACUGGGAUUGGCACGGCAGUAGCCAUCGCUGGAGUUGCAAUCUAUUCCCUUAUCAAAGCAAACAUUGAGGAACAAAAACGGAAGGCUGCUCAAACUAACGCAUCCUAGUGUUUCAAAAGUUGGAUCAACCGAGGCUGCAUGCAAUUUCUUAUCGACUGUAAUAAAAUAAGCGACUGGAGAGAAGAAAUCGCAAAGUGCUCGAUCAAGAAUAGAACAUUCUUGAUAGUUUGUGAAAAUUUCUCGUUUACUGUAAAUGCGUGCAACCUUUUUUCACUUUUAACAACCCCCACAAAAAAAAAAAAAAAAAAAAAAGGAAAUGAUAUUGAUGUACAAGAAAUAACAUUACUUAAAAUUAAAUUUAUGUUACUUUUAAGAAAUUCAAUGAAGAAUGUGGUAGUAACCCCACUGCCACACACAAGUAAACAUUAUUCAAUAAGAACUAUGGGAUUAAAUUGCAAAAUUCACUAUCUUAAUUACUUACAUUUAUGUCCUCUAGCAAUCAGUCAAGAAUCACAGUUGUUUAGUACAAGCAAAAUUCAAUUACAAAUAAAAUAAAUGAAUAUGGAAAUUUAAAAAAAAAAAAA